AUGAGUUUGGAGAUGCCCAAACUCAAACCCACAACGUUGGUUAACGAACCGGAGCAGCCCGAGUACAUUCCUCAUCUCAACCUCAGUGACGGAAAUGAGCUGCCGAUGCGCGGCCCAAACAGGGACAAGCGGGACGAGAAGCUCAUCAACGACACUCUUACAGCCAUCAGGAACGGCUACUACCUCCUCGAUUGUGCUGAGGAUCCCAACUGUUCAGCCUACGGCAACGAGCCCAAACUCGGCGCCUCUAUCGCCCGCUGCGGCAUCCCCACAUCAAACCUCUUCAUCACCACCGAAAUCUCCUGCCGCCCCGGCGAUUCCGUCGAAACAGUUUUCUCCCGCUCCCUCGCAAAACUUGGACUCGACUACGUCGACCUGUACCCCAUCCACAGCCCCUUCUUGGCCCAACCCGCAGCCGUAAAGCUCGAGGCAGUCCUGCGGACAGCGCGGCACCCGCCCGUCGUGAACCAGAUCGAGUAUUAUCCGUACCUGCAGCACGAGGACAAGAACGGAAGUGGAGGGUUGGUGCAGUUUCACAGGGAGAAAGGGAUUGCGAUCGUGGCGUACGCCUUCCUAACCGGGGUGGUCAGAACGGCGCCCGGCCCCCUGGAUGGGGUGUAUGAGCGGUUGGCGGGUAAUUCGAAUGAGGAGCGGUUGAAGCGGUGGGUUUGGCGGCUGCCGCUGUUUAAAUUAACGUCGGAAGAGGUGGAGGAGAUUGCCAAGCGCGGGAGGGAGAGGCAUUUCAGGGGCUUUUGA
This is a messenger RNA of Parathielavia appendiculata, 756 nucleotides long. Its product is annotated as Aldo/keto reductase. The record is from RefSeq and is a predicted model, not a curated record. Gene Ontology annotation, molecular function: oxidoreductase activity. Bases 1 to 756 code for a protein of 251 amino acids. The transcript has 5 exons. NCBI's taxonomy places the organism in Eukaryota, Fungi, Ascomycota, Sordariomycetes, Sordariales, Chaetomiaceae.